Colletotrichum truncatum is the source of this 183-nucleotide messenger RNA. RefSeq lists its product as uncharacterized. Lineage: Eukaryota; Fungi; Ascomycota; Sordariomycetes; Glomerellales; Glomerellaceae. The record is from RefSeq and is a predicted model, not a curated record.
AUGUUUGGAUGUCAUCCGAAACAUUGGCCCGACAGGGACGGCCUCGGUCUGUGGCCCAGUGCCCAUAGAUCAGCCUCAACGACCUCACUGGUUGAUUUUGCGCUAUGUUACGUUUUUUUUUUUACUGUUUUUGCCUGCAGCAUACUGUCUGAAGGAACAGAAUCGCCGAGCGCCGGCGACUAG